Messenger RNA from Procambarus clarkii (red swamp crayfish), 9328 nucleotides. RefSeq lists its product as uncharacterized. Gene Ontology annotation, molecular function: non-membrane spanning protein tyrosine phosphatase activity. Gene Ontology annotation, biological process: peptidyl-tyrosine dephosphorylation. Gene Ontology annotation, cellular component: nucleus; cytoplasm. The record is from RefSeq and is a predicted model, not a curated record. Lineage: Eukaryota; Metazoa; Arthropoda; Malacostraca; Decapoda; Cambaridae.
GGCACCUCAGUGUGUGUGUGACUUGUGAAAAGAGCGGGUGUGCGCACGACCACUUAAUGUGUCUAGUGAAGGGGUUAGCUUCUAUAGCCCCAACCCAUACCAUGGGAUGAGGGAAGGAAAAUUGCCUCUAAGGACUGUACUACAGAAUUUUAUUAAUCACGUGGAUUGUUUAGAAGGGAAGAGGAACGAGGGAGAUGGUCAAUAUGAGCAGGAGUUCCAGGAACUCAAGCUGCUGACAGAGAGCUUGAAGACCCGACCCGACUACUGUUGUCUAGAAGGCGAGAAAGAUGUUAACAGGCGCAAGAACAGAUAUAAAGACAUCCUACCAUAUGACUAUACGCGUGUGGAGCUGUCCAGCUACCCUGGUGUGCCGGGCAGCGACUACAUCAAUGCUAACUACAUCAGAGGUGCCAGCGGCUCCAGGGCCUACAUUGGCUCUCAGGGGCCGCUGCCUCACACCGUUCCGGACUUCUGGCGGAUGGUGGUGGAGUGCGAGGUCCAAGUCAUCAUUAUGGCCUCCAACGAGACGGAAGGUGGCAAGCACAAGUGUGAAUGUUACUGGGUAAACACACAGAAUGAGGAGAGGCAGUUUGGCAACGUUACAGUGUCGUUUGUGAAGGCCCGACAGGUGUGCCCAGAUUUCAUGGUGCGCACUCUGAAAAUAAAAUACAGCUUUGAUUCCGGCAAGACUGAAGAACGUACAAUCUGCCAGUUCCACUAUGUGCUGUGGCCUGACCAUGGAGUACCAGAGACUGUCCGGCCAUUGCUGGAUAUGGUACGUCUCGUGCGCGACUGUCAAGCCUCGGAAACCUUACCCGUCCUCGUACAUUGUUCAGCAGGCUGUGGGAGAACAGGAACCAUCUGUGCCAUUGAUUAUGUAUGGGGGCUGCUCAGAGCUGGGAGAUUAACAGAAAAUCUAGACUUAUUUGGGCUUGUGAAAGACAUGCGACGACAGCGAGUGGCAAUGGUUCAGACGAGAGAGCAGUACAUUCUUCUGCACAGAGCUGUCAGAGAGUUGUUUAAAGAGCGACUAAAAGUGAUUGAUGCUCAUCCAUACGAGAACAUUGCAACUGAUGGUACACCACUCAUCCUUCGGGAAAAAGAAAGUGAUUAUGAAGAGCUGUAUGUGAAGCCUGAAAAGCAAGAUGAAAGUGCCAAACCAACCCCACCGACAACUGCCCCCAGUGCCGUCUCCACCCCCACAGGUUCACUCACGCGCUACUCCCACACACGGGGAAAUGCAGAUUACCUGGCCUCUAGUUCACCAAUUAACACUCUAGAGCAACCACUGGUUACUGUUCCUCCUCUUCCUAUGAAGUUGUCCAAGCCACUGCCUGCCAGUAUUCAACCUUCUCCAGGACCACACGCUGCACCGGCUCCUCAACCAUCACCAGUCCACAGCCAUUCCUCACCCAUGCCUCUAGCAUCUCCUGUUUCCUUUCCUUCCCCUAGCCAAGCCCAAAUUAGUUAUACAACACCUGUUGCUGCAACUUUCCCAUCAAAUAUUCUGCAGUCCACAUCUAUCUACACCAGUCCCACCUACUCCAGCACCCAGUCAUCAGUAUCACAGUCAAAAUCCAACCAUUUACUUUCUCCUCAUUCAAACACCAGAAUGGGAAUACAUCCCUCCUCAAAGCUAGAAAAGGAUGCAGAAAAUGCUGCCCAUAAAAGGCAAGUUACCCAGCCAUCUUUAUCCUCUCCUAUAACUAGUGGUCCACAAAGAAGCAUAUUGGCAUCUUCGCAGUCAUAUAGCCCUCAUCCUCUAUCAUCUGGCAGUGCAACACCCACACCAAAUACUACUCCAACGCUCCUUCAUGGACUUGGGCUUACCUCUAUACAUGCUCCAGCCAAAAGUAGAACACCAUCUCCAAGGAUUACGUAUAGAAAGCCAUCUGAAAGUCAAACAGAGACCCAAGGAUUUGGCAGUGAAAGUAAUAACUUAGAUGAUAAUGCAGUAAAUAAAAAUGAUGAAAAUGUUCGCAGACCCAGUAUUGCAAAACUUAAGGAACUCUUUGAAAAAAAUGCAGAAGCAGAAACAACAGGUGUAAGAUUGUCACGAAGUGCCAGUAGUGUAACAUCACGAACAAAUCUCAGUGUCCAUCCAGACACAGAAGGAGGAUUUAGAGUGAAACGUAAAAGCAGUCUUGGAGCAGAAGAGACCCUACAGUCAAAGAAGGCAUACGAAAUAAUUGAAAAAUCACGGCAACAGAAUGCCUGCUCGCCUCCACUACAAGAUGCAUCAAAAAUACAAACAGCAUCAACUGCUCCAGUAACUAUUGUGAGUGCUUCUAAGCCACCCUCUAGUCCAGUAUACACCAGUCCUGUCUCUCGUAGAAGAGGAAGUCAUACCAUGAAUGAGUCUCAAGAAGAUGGGUCAACUUCAGCAUUGUUAGCACGAGUAGAUGACAGACCAGCCUUGCCUGUUAAAAAGAGUAAGUCAUUUAGAUAUGCUCGACCUAUUGAUUCUACAACCAACACCAUUGCAUCUACCAGGAGUCCAGAGCUGGCUAGAAAGAAAGCAGAUAUAAAUACAUAUUUCAGUCUUGAUCGAAGUAAGGGAGACACCUCUGCACUUAGCAAGUCUGAAAGUGGAAGUGUAAACUUCAUAGGAGACAUUCCUUCUCCAAGAGAGGGAUUUAAGUUAUCUGUGUAUCAAAUACCAAAUGCUCCAAGUAUGUCCCAGUCGUAUAACUCAAAUGAACAAAAGGCAACUGAAAGUAAGCCUGACACAAAACCGCAGAUACCUCCAAAAAGAAUAAUUGGAGAACGUUUAAAGAGCACGCGACUUCCGGAGUCACUGUUCAUUUCAACACCUCAGUCUUCAUCUUUGUUGCCAACAACACCUACUUCACUCACCUCUCAAACUGUAUCUGCAAUGGUUUCAUCCAUGUUUGAGAAUCCAUUAUUUUGGAAUCGUUGCCAACAAAAUCAAAUGGAUAAAUCCAUUUAUGACUGCCCUAAGGACCUUCAGGCUGCAUCAAGAAAUGAUUAUGAUAAUCUUACUUCUAUGAAAACCAUGACAGCUAUUCCCAGUCAAGUAUCACAGGUUUCUCCUGGAGUUGAUGCUAAAUUAAAUACUAAAAUCUCUGUUCCAUCACCUUCAUCAAUGCCAAAACCAUCACCAACUGCAGAGCUCACUCAAGAAACCACAACUAAUAAAGAAUAUGUAAAUGCUAGAGUAGUUAGAAAUCCCAAAGCUGAUACAAAAGAAGCAACGAGGUAUGUGUAUGUACCUUUACCAUCUAAGAGGGGUUCACGUGGCAACAAACAUCCUCAUGAUUAUGCUAAUUGUCCGCUAAGUGGACAGUCUCAACAUGAGUCUGCUGAAGGGGAAGACCCAUGUGACCUUUAUAUGGAUCCACAAGUUCUAAAGAAAGGAGUUAUAGGCAAGUUUCCUGUGUAUGAUGAGGUUGUACCCUCGUCUCAGUCAAAAAGUGAAGCUUCUCUUUUGAAAUCCAUAUCCAAAGAAAAUAUUCCCCUUUCAUUGUCUGCUCCCACAACUCCUGGGUCAGCUACCACGCCUAUUUCUGCUUCUACUCCAGGAUCUGCAGAUUAUGAAAUGAUGGAUUUUGGUGAAUCUAAUGCAAGUGUAGAUGAAGUUUUUGAAACAGUAAAUUAUGAAUUGCUUGGUACUAAAGAUAGAAGAAAUCAUAAGAGUACUGAUGGUAAAAGAGACUUCUGCUCAAAGAAAGAUCUUGAUCCAAUAGCAAGACAGGUGUAUCAAGACUGUCAAGAUUACCUCCUCCAUGGCAAUAACAAGUCUCCUGUGCCAUCUCUUAUGCCUAAACCUUCAGAGAAAGAUGCUGAUAAGGUCUCUAAAGUAGCAGAAAAUACUGGAAAAUGCAAUAGUGCAUCUCUUGAUACAAGCAUGGAUGUUGAUGAAGUCAAGAGUAAAGUCAAUGUCGCACCCCAGGGAUUACGAACUAGAGAGAGACGAAACAGUUACAGACAAGCAGUGAAUCCAGUUACUCAUAAUGAGUCCAAAACACAUGAUGAGAAACCACGUGCAGGCUUGGAACAUAGUAGAAGUAUUCACAAGUACGAAACUAUUUGGUUUGAAAAUGGAAAGCAUAUGACCAGACGAAAUAAUCCUAGUCCCACCAGCCAACAGAACUUACAUCCUGCCACCAGGUCACCAACAUUUUCCACUGAUAAUGAGGAUUCUUCUAAAUCCAAAGGGAGUGGAAAUGUUCACAUGCCUGUACAACAAUCUGUGAAUGAUGAACAUGGCCCGAACCUAAACUAUAAAUCUAACAUCAAGGAUGCUCUCUUCAGAGAAAAGCUUGAGGAAUUGCAUACUCUUGUAAAUAAUUUGGAACGACAGAAACCACUGCGGUGGAUUGCAGCAUCUCCUGGGUCGGUAGAAGAUGAUGCCAACUCGAAAGAAUCAGGAAGUAGUAAUAGUACCCUACAGUCCCGGUCUACUACGUCAUCUAGAUCCAGCGAGGCCCAAGAACCAAUAUAUGCCAAUACUCAAAUGCUACCCAUUUCCAGGUCACUUUCAUCUAAUAAGGUACAGCAGCUUCCUCCAAGAGCUAUGAGAAAUCUUGAGCCAAAUGAGACAAGAUCACCACCUCCUCUUCGCCACAGCAGAACUGAAGUUAAGCUGGAUAACACAGACUCAAAAUUAGGUGGGCACUCACCACUCAUAAAUGGAAAUUCUAUGUAUGGCACUAUUGCCACAACCACAUUCAGAGGAAAGCAAUCUGGAAAUAAUCCAGCAUCUCCAUCCUUCCAAAAUAUAUCACAGAAUCAGGGUAAACCACCAUCACCAUAUCAUGGUGUAACUUCCACUGCAACACUUCCAGCACGAACUACUAUUUCUCCAACUCCAUACCACAAUAUUCCACCUCCAAAAGGAUUUGGAGGAGGAAUAUCUCCCAGUAAUUCUCCCAAUCCUAAUCAAGCUCUUCAACAGAAUCAGGAAAAUCGUGAAACCCAGGUUUCUUCUCCAUACUACAACAUGGCAGCAUUUACCAGUGGUAGACCAAACCAGACUCAAAGAAAUGUAUCGGGGCAAGAAGAGCGGCAAGGAAUCAAGUCUGGUAUGUCUCCAUAUUCCGACCUCCCUUCCAGUUCAGCCAUAGUGCGGUCACACUUUCCUCCUCACCAGGUUACCAGAGCUCACAUUGUUGGUGACAUUGCUUUUGUUGGUGAAGAAUGGGUACGUUUGAGGAGGCCAGGUGUGGUGCAGCCCCCAAGAACAGACACAAGUGGGUGCAGCAGUAGUGACUCCCGGGGCUCCGAGGGAGCUCCUGUGGCACCUCCAAGAAUUAAAAGAAAUUCUUCAGCUGGAUUGCCACGGCACAGUGCAGUUGAUUCAUCUUCCUUUGCUCAUAAUGACUGGCAUUGUUUAUCGGAUGCUCAAGACAACUACCGGCAAACCAUUCUUACUGCCAAGCAGAGCUGGACAUUGAGUGACGAAGAGCCCCCACCUGCUGUGCCUGCUAAGACUGCAGCAGCUUACCAAUACCCUGACCCACCACCACCGCCACCGCAUUCUCGCAUCCUCAAUCUGAACCACCUACCUCCAUCUAACCAUUCUUCAUACACACAACCCCCACCGCCUAAGCCCAAGCCCCCCCAGUCAUCGCAAGUGUUGCAAUAUUCACAGCAUACAUCGCAUUUGCAGUCAGUUGCUGUCUCUUCACCCUCAUCAUUGUACCAGACACCCUCAUCACUAUCACCCUCACAUCACCCUCAACAUCUGUCUCCGUCACAUCUUCGAGAUCCCCAGCAUAGCUCUCAUCACCCUCAGCAUCAUUCUCCACAACAGUUUCGAGAUCUCCAGCACAGAUCACCAGAACAAGAAGCUGUUUCAAGCCACAGAGCUGUACCAAUAAUUAACCUAACUGGAUCAACCUCGCUAAACAAUAAUACAUCUGCAGCAUCUCAAAAUAAAGUUGAAGAUGUAACAGCCAAUGAGAGCAGUUCAGAAAGUUCUGAUGAUGAAGGCAUUUUUCAUAAAUUCUCAGCAAAUAAUAUAUUCAAAAAAUGGCGAACAAACAAUAAGCAGGUAGUUCCACCAAUACCAUCUUCUCCCAAAUCUGCAUUUUCCCCACCUUCUUCAAGAGAUGCAAAAGAUGAAAAAGACUUCCAUAAAGACAUCAAGGGAGUGAAAGAAUCAAAUAAAGAAACUAUAUUGCCUUCACCAGCAUCUCCAAAACCCUUAGUAAAGGCAUUUGGAAAAUUAAAGCUUAACCCAAAAUCAGUAGCAGCUAAUUUCAAGUCAUAUUUAAGCCAACGAGGGGAUAAAGUGGAUGGUGAUAGCAGUGAUGGUGUUGGAGGUGCUCUUAAUGGAGCACCUGGUGGUGGCAUGACAAGCUCGCCUGGCACCACUACGCGAGGUAUCCAAAAGAGUGCCAGUUCAGGGCCUGCCAUCACUGCUUUUUCACAAGUGGCACAAGACUACAAAUACCCAACUCCAAUACCAAAGAAGCCAGCUGGCCCUCGAGACAUGCCAGCUCACAUGAGAGGCUCUACACCAACCAACUCCCAUAUCAGGGUUAAAGAUCGUCCACGGCAGCAGUACUUGUAGCCGAAGUCUAGUCGGUUGGGUCUUUUAAGUGACCCACAUUCCCCUGUCAUGAUGAGAUUAUCGUACCCAGAUUAAGGUUGAAACUGAUCAUUUAUUUUGAUGAUAUCUCUUGAAUUUGUUUUGGCUUUUAUCUUGAGUUAUCAAGGCUGCAAUUUAGCCAAGACAGUAUCAUGCUAGCAAAGCCUCAAGGUUAGGCCUGAUGGCCUUGUUCUCAUUUGAACUCUGGUUCAAACAUAAAGUUGAGACAUUUUAGUCUUGUCAGUAGUAGUAGAAGUAGGCUGAUUUUCCCUUCAUUGAUGUAAUUAUAUAUUUUCACUGUUAUAAGUGAAUAAAAUACAAAAAUAUUGAGCAUUGAAUGAAAUGAAAGAACCUUUUCUGGAAGGGCCCCUCAGUAGCUCCUUGGGCUAAGUGGUGAUCCAGCCAAUCCAGCCAGGAGAUGCACCAGGCCUCUAAGACCCAUCCAUGCCUAACAGGAACUAGAAUCAGGAUCUUGCUCUCUCUAUGGUGGGAGGUGAGUUUGGGGACCAGAGAUUAAUCCAAAACUAAGAAAAACUCAACAGAAAGCUUAAACACAAUAAAUAAACUGUUUGUAUAAUAUUAUGUACUAACAGGUAAGGAGGUAACAUCCUGUACUGCAAAAUAUAGUCUCACAAAAUGAGUACAGCCUGAUAGGCUGCCACAUAAGAAUAUGUCUCAGCCAAAACAAUAGUAAAGAACUGACAAACAACACAGAGGUGUUGUUUCUGCCCGAAACGCUGUGCGUACUAGUGGCUUUUCAAGAUUGUAAAUACCAUGCUAUGUAUUCUCACAAACCCAAUGUACCUUCUUGUAUAUAAAUAAAUAAAUAAAUAAAUAAAACAGGCUCGAAUGUGGAAGGAGUAUUGCACUUAACAAGGUGAAUAAAUGAGACAAAAUGAAUGACUGCUGGUAUUCAAAAUCACCAAAUCACUGCUUGAGAAACUGCAAACAGCAGUAUCAGGCAUGGAGUUAGUCGAGGAAGGCAAAACAAACUGACCAAAAAUCUAGGCCUGAGAAAAUCCCCCACAGUGAUAAGAGAAACUAGCUGCCUGGACCAUCACACAGGCAGGUAGUUAUGCUAGGCAUAAAGGAGGCGACUGGGCAGAACUAACUCUGAACUCCAUCAAAAAACACCAGGCAGGAGAAAUAUAUAGGCAGCCCGUGACAAAAACAAUCACUUUUGCAACCCAAGGGCACACUCACUGAAGAUACAAAGCCCUCAACACAGAGCAGGGCUAGGCAUGAUCACUGCAUGUUAGACAACACACAGUUAACUACUACAUUCCUUACAUUCCUUAUUAACAGUUCUUGCAUGGAAAACAAAUUCUGUGUGCUUCCUUGAAGUAAGGUGAUUUGAGAGAAGUCAGCUCAAGAGGGGGAAACUGUAGCCCCUUUGGGCUACAGUCUUAGAUAUUUUUUGUGGGACAUUGAAAAAUACAAGCUGAGUACCAAAGCAGGAAUCCAGGCCUACAGUUAGACUGAAACACAAAUCUAAGGCAUAGUCAAAGUGGUUGACAUAAAACAAUUGUAAAGCAUAAAGGAAAAUAACAAAGGCAUUACCCCUAAUAGAACUAAUGUUCCAAGGAUACCCAACACCAUUUGGAAUAAGAGUGAAGCUUAGGGUGGGCCAUUUCAAAGGUGCAGGCCCCCAAAGCUGUUAUCAUGCAAGUAAGUGGGUGACCUUGCUUGCUGCCUGGUGGUGGUCAGUCACAACACAGUUGGAGUGUUUAUAUUGUGGUAACAAUUUUUUGUUUCAUUACCCCUUGGGUAUCAAAUUUUAUUCCAGCACUUGCUUGUUUUGUUGUGUAUAUGUUUUCAAGAGGGUUGUUAAGGAGAGCUCCCCCUCAGUGGCUUCCUAAUGUAACAGGGAGCCACCAAGGGGCCCAAUUUUGGAAUUUUUCUUGGUUUUUGGUUGAUGUCUGAUUCACAAGUUCCCCCCUUGCCUCGUUGAAAGUGCUAUAUUCUGGUCCUGUCUCCUGGUAAGCAAGGGUGGGUCUUGGAGGCCUGGUGCACCUCCCUAAGGUAUGGCUAGACCAAUGCUUAGCCCAGGGAGCUACUGAAUGUCUCUUAAUGAAUGGAAAUCUUCAGCAAAAUUAAUAGAGCGAAGAGGAUUUGAUGCAGCAUGAACUGAUUUUGGUGUUGAUAGGGAAUUGACUUUAUUGCUACAAGUGUGUAAUACUGCUGGCAAAUAAAGCUAUGUAGGUUUAAGGCAUUGUGAAGAGAACUGUGACUGAUAUGUGAGAGAUGGAGACAGUUCUUACCUAAUCUCUUAAAAUAAAUUUUUUCAUACUCAAAGGACAACAUAAUCUUAUAGACAGUAACAUAGGGCAGGGCUUUAGGGGCGAAAUAAUAAAUAAAUAACUAUAUAUAUAUAUAUAUAUAUAUAUAUAUAUAUAUAUUUGUAUGUAUAUAAUGUUCGUCCUUCAGAUGUGAAAAUGACCAUGACUUCAAUAUAUUAGGUGGAAGGUCGGUGGCUGUGUGGUUAGAUGAUGGAGGAUGAGACCAAUGUGGGUUGGGAAGGCUCACAUACACAUGGGCGAGGCCUUAUAUAUAUACUGUAUAUACACACAUACACAUGGGGGGUUACCACCUCUGAUUGUGUUUGUAAGGACCCUCAGCCUCAAAGAAGAGGAUAUGCAGCACCCAGGGGUGCCUUGUCAAACUCCCACAUGUGCUGGCACAUAUUGUCUUCUUCUUUCAUCCCCUUAUAUAUUGUAAUUCUUUAUUUUAUUUAAACUUAUAUAUAUAUAUAUAUAUAUAUAUAUAUAUAUA